ACAAGACCAAUACGAGACCUGUGUCCCCAAUCCACGUUUCUCCGCGGAGCAUGUGGACAAAGUUUAUAGCAUGUGCUGCACUUACUUCUGUUACGCCGGAAAGUCUAGGAAUAGUCCAGGAAGAAUAAAACCUACAGAGUCGAUGCUGAACUUCCCAGCGCAGCAUCUGCCCCACUCAAAUUGCAGUCUUGACUAUGUCGACUCCCUCUGGUUAUAGCCAUCAGUCGACGCGGACUGACGCACCCACAGAGCACUCAUUUUCACUAGAACGCCACGGCCGAAAGUGGGCGUUCCUGCACAUCAAAAAUCGGUCAACAACCUCUUCUGCGCCUGUCUUCCAUGAUAACGCCAGUAUUUCUGGUCGAGUUGAAGUAGAUUUGGUUAUACCUGAAACUUUCAAGGGGAUAUCCAUCGCGAUCCACGCAGGAACUACGGCGGUCGGUCAAGAAGAGGCUGUUUUCUUGCAGCUGAGUCAGGAUUUGUGGUCUCCGCCUAACAAAUCAUCAACUCAAUUGGAUGGGAAACAUUCCUGGCCGUUUGAACUUACACUACCAUCUCAAGUCUCCGUGACGGAGUCGAAAGCGCACGCGGGGACAUAUUACCUACCCCCAAAUUUUUCCGAGCGAGCAAGUCCUGUCUACAUCGAUUAUAAAUUCGUUGUGACAUUUCGGCGGGGUAGGUUUAAGCCUAAUCAAACGCUUUCGCCAUACUUUGCUUACGUUCCUUUGCGCUUUGCCCAGCCCCCUUCACCGCUUCGACAGCUGGCUUUGAGGGAAGGUUCGCCGCUACCAAGUCCCAGCAUUGAUCCCGAGGGCUGGCAGACUUCAGAGCCGAUCAAAAUAUCCGGAGUUUUGUUUAAUACCAAAAGGGUCGAAGUACGAUGUAUACUGUCCAUUGCAAAACCGCUCAGCUACGCAGUUAGAUCACCGAUCCCACUUCUAAUCACAUUUGAAUGCAACGACAGACAAGCGCUUGACCUUCUGGCCAAUCCGACAGCAACGCGACUAUUUCUGGUCCGAUCAAUUGCGACGGGCCCCAACGCUACGGAUGAAGAUACUCCAAAGCGUAGCAAUAACUUGUUUCUAGAGGGCGUAGGUCAGGCGGUCUUUUGGCCCUCAUCGAUUCCAGGCUCAACCGAAGGAACGAGGUCUCUGCAAGGGGAACUAAAUCUCAAGUCUUCGUUGAAACCCACGUUCGUAUUCCCAAGAAUUAGUAUCAGUUACUCGUUGGAUUUGCUUCCAUUUGAACCACCUGGGUUCAGUCCCUCGACUAAAGAAGGUGCUAUAUUAUUGUCCCAAAGGGUAGAAAUUGUCACCAGGCCAGCACCUGGGGUGAUAACGCGGUCUUAUGCACCGCCAGGUUAUGAGGGUCCCGACGGCGGAGACUAUAACAGAGCGAUUGGAUUCUUGGAGAACGGCAAUCAGCGCUUUUACCGCCACCAUGGGGUUUGACGUACCAUCAUGACCAGUUACACAUAGUCAUCUAAGAAUCGUCCAUGGUCAUUAACAAUAAGGACUCGAAGUAUUCGUCCCCCUUUGGAGUAUUC
Messenger RNA from Desarmillaria tabescens, 1546 nucleotides. RefSeq lists its product as uncharacterized. The transcript is spliced from 6 exons. Bases 195 to 1451 code for a protein of 418 amino acids. Lineage: Eukaryota; Fungi; Basidiomycota; Agaricomycetes; Agaricales; Physalacriaceae. The record is from RefSeq and is a predicted model, not a curated record.